Molecule: messenger RNA, 1002 nt
Organism: Ciona intestinalis (vase tunicate)
Lineage: Eukaryota; Metazoa; Chordata; Ascidiacea; Phlebobranchia; Cionidae
Source: RefSeq, a predicted model, not a curated record
GUAUCUAUGUUCUUCCGCUUGAAAUAGGGAAACAUUUGCUUCGUUAUCGCAAGUGGGGACAGAAACGAAGUUCGGUUUGAAUUAAAAGCAAACUUUCCAGAUAAGUAUGCACUAUGCACAUUAAUAAACGCUGGUUGGACAUCAUUUUAACCGCGAUUCUGUUUGGAAUUGUGGUUCUAUCCUGGACAUACGUUUUGUACACCACCCGGCUUACAGGGUUACGAAUUUUAAACCAAAGAUUUGGUACAACUCAGUAACGAAAUCAUGUAUAAGCCUGGAGGAGAGGAAAGCAAAAAUGGAAACAUUAACUAUGUUAAGGACUUGUACCCACAAGCCAAAAACUUACAGAUGAAAGUCAUUGUUUUACAUGUUGGAAACUCAUACAAAACAAAGGAUGGUAACGAAGUGCGGUCUUGCAAAGUAGCGGAUAAAACCGGCAGUGUAAACUUAUCUAUAUGGGGUGAUUAUGGUAACCAUAUUCAGCCAGGUGACAUUCUAUCUCUCAGUCGCUGUUAUGCAGUAUUGUUUAAGAGCUGUCUUACAUUGUAUGUUGGAAAGUUUGGGAGUCUUACAAAAGUUGGGGAGUUCUGUAUGGUGUUUAAUGAGGUGCCGGAUAUUAGUGACCAGAAUCCUGAAUGGAUCCAACAGAAUCAGGAAAACAACAAAAACACAUCUGCCCAACCCCCUGUACCAGGCAAUCCACCUUCAGCCCAGAAUUCUCCAAACCAAAAACCACCACCAACCAAUAACAAUAAUAAAAAUCCUGCAUUUAGACACAAACCCUGAUAUAGGAAACAGGAUAUAGACAUUAUAGGUAACAUUGCGUUUUGGAAUAAACUUUGAUAAUUAACUAUUCUGUAUACAUUUCAACUGAACCUCUUAUUUGAAUUUUCUUAGAUAUUUGCAAUUACAGCAAAAAUCGUGGUUCACUUUCACAUUUCUACUGUUUUUGUGAAUUCUCUGCAAUAAAACAGCUUAUAGCGCUUUGUUUUUUAUCUAAAA